Messenger RNA from Hyphopichia burtonii NRRL Y-1933, 1374 nucleotides. RefSeq names its product RuvB family ATP-dependent DNA helicase pontin. The transcript has a single exon. Gene Ontology annotation, molecular function: ATP binding; DNA helicase activity; ATP hydrolysis activity. Gene Ontology annotation, cellular component: NuA4 histone acetyltransferase complex; Swr1 complex; Ino80 complex. Lineage: Eukaryota; Fungi; Ascomycota; Pichiomycetes; Serinales; Debaryomycetaceae. Gene Ontology annotation, biological process: box C/D snoRNP assembly; chromatin remodeling; regulation of transcription by RNA polymerase II. Bases 1 to 1374 code for a protein of 457 amino acids. The record is from RefSeq and is a predicted model, not a curated record.
AUGGUUCAAAUCAACGAAGUCAAGGACACACAAACCAGGGAAAGCAGGACUGCUGCCCAUACACAUAUCAAAGGGUUGGGUUUGGAUGAACAUGGGAUUGCCAAAAAAGUUGAAGGAGGAUUUGUUGGUCAAUCAGACGCCAGAGAAGCCUGUGGUAUUAUAGUAGACCUAAUUAAAUCGAAAAAAAUGAGUGGUAAGGCUAUACUAUUAGCUGGUGCUCCAGGUACCGGUAAAACAGCUUUAGCAUUGGCCGUUUCACAAGAAUUAGGACCAAAAGUACCAUUUUGCCCAAUUGUCGGUUCUGAAUUAUUUUCGGCUGAAGUUAAGAAAACAGCUGCAUUAAUGGAAAAUUUUAGAAGAGCAAUUGGAUUAAGAAUCAAAGAAACUAAAGAAGUCUAUGAAGGUGAAGUAACUGAAUUAACUCCGGAAGAAGCUGAAAAUCCAUUAGGUGGAUAUGGUAAAACUAUUAGUCAUGUAAUUGUUGGUUUAAAAACUGCUAAAGGUACUAAGAGUUUAAGAUUAGACCCAAGUAUUUAUGAAAGUAUUCAAAAGGAAAGAGUUACUCCUGGUGAUGUUAUAUAUAUCGAAGCCAAUACUGGUGCUGUUAAAAGAGUUGGUAGAUCUGAUGCUUAUGCCACUGAAUUUGAUUUAGAAGCUGAAGAAUACGUUCCAUUACCUAAAGGUGAAGUUCAUAAAAAGAAGGAAAUUGUUCAAGAUGUUACAUUACAUGAUUUAGAUGUUGCUAAUGCAAGACCUCAAGGUGGACAAGAUGUUUUAUCAAUGAUGGGACAAUUAUUAAAACCAAGAAAAACUGAAAUAACUGAUAAAUUAAGAUCAGAAGUUAAUAAAGUAGUUUCAAAAUAUAUUGAUCAAGGGGUUGCUGAAUUAAUUCCAGGUGUUUUAUUCAUUGAUGAAGUUAAUAUGUUGGAUAUUGAAAUUUUCACUUAUUUAAAUAGAGCAUUAGAAAGUGCUAUAGCUCCAAUUGUUGUUUUAGCUUCGAAUCGUGGUAUGACAACUAUUAGAGGUACUGAUGAUGAUACUAAAUCUCCUCAUGGAUGUCCACCAGAUUUAAUUGAUAGAUUAUUGAUUGUUAGAACAUUACCAUAUAAUCAAGAAGAAAUUAAAACAAUUAUUUCUAAAAGAGCUUCAUUAGAAGGAUUAUAUAUUAAUCCAAGUGCUUUAGAAAAACUCGCCAUCCAUGGUGUUACCAAUUCAUUGCGUUAUGCUUUACAAUUAUUAGCACCAGCUGGUGUUUUAGCUAAGACUGCUAAUCGUAAUGAAAUCACUAAUGAAGAUAUUGAGGAAUGUGAAUUAUUAUUCUUAGAUUCACGUCGUUCAAUUAAAAUUUUAGAAGAAAGCAAAGGUUAUCUUUAA